AUGUCUUUCCACACCACCUGCCAGAACAUCAAGCUCGGCCACGAAAACGGCUGCACCGUCCUUUCGGCCGACGUGCGCGACAAGUCCGGCCACCACAUCCACCGCAAGAUCCGUCUUGACGACCACAUCGGCAACACUGACGGCUGGUUCAUCUGGGGCGGCAGCAACUUCACGCGCAGCGCUUCCAACGUUACCUUGGAGCACACCGAGUGGGGCCCGAAGCUCUGUGCCGAUCUUCGCACGCACGACGGUGGAUCGCGAGGUCGCCAGGGUCUGAUGCUGGCUGAUAAGAUCGCCAACAACGACGGUCACUUCAAAUUCUUGGGACCUUGA
Molecule: messenger RNA, 333 nt
Organism: Aspergillus melleus
Lineage: Eukaryota; Fungi; Ascomycota; Eurotiomycetes; Eurotiales; Aspergillaceae
Product: CVNH domain-containing protein
Exons: 3
Coding region: 1-333 (110 amino acids)
Source: RefSeq, a predicted model, not a curated record